AUGUUUGUAAGAGCACCUGCUAAGAUCAUCAUUUCAGGUGAGCAUUCUGUUGUGUAUGGUCAUAAAGCAUUAUGUGCAGCCAUUAACAAAUACACUACAAUUAAAAUACACCCAAACCAAACCAAUUCAAUAGAGAUUAGAUGGGGAAACGAUUGGCAUGAAGUCUUGGAUCUAAAUUAAAAUAAUACCAAUUCUUAGUUAGCUCAAGUCGCACGCAUCUUAAAUAUGAGACCAUCAAUCAUAGAAGUACAAUCUGAAGUACCCAUCAGUUCUGGUCUAGGAUCAUCAGCAUCAUAUGCUGUUGCAUUAACCAAAGCCAUGAAUGGAUCUAUUGAUUAAGCCAUUUAGAUUGAGAAUAUAUUUCAUGGUAAGAGGGGAAGCGGAUUAGAUGUUUAAGUGACCAAUCAUGGAGGCCUAUGUGUAUUUCAGAUUGGAAAACCUGUUUAGAAAGUUAAUCUUCCUAUUCAAAACAUAUUAUUAAUUGAUUCUGGAGAGAGAAAAUAAAAAGGAACUGAGGGAUCAAUAGCCAAAGUUAGAAAUUGUGUUGAGAACAAAGAUGGGAGAUAGAUUUUGAAUAGAAUUUCAGAAGUAACUGAGUAAAUAAUUAAAGAAGGACUUGUGAAAGAGUUGAUUUAUGAAAAUCAUGAUCUUUUGAAUAGAUUAGGCAUUUGCACUAAUAGAAUAAAUGAUAUCAUAAGAAUUUGUAAAAGUGAAAACAUUCCAGCAAAAAUGACAGGCGCUGGAGAUGGUGGAUUUUGUAUUGCAUUCCCUAAGGAUGAUUAGGAAUCUGAAUAUUUGAAGUUAAAAUUGUAGGAUUACAACACUUUCAAAGCGACCAUUGAUUUGGAAGGGUGUAAAAUAAUUUGA
Paramecium tetraurelia is the source of this 867-nucleotide messenger RNA. RefSeq lists its product as uncharacterized. Lineage: Eukaryota; Ciliophora; Oligohymenophorea; Peniculida; Parameciidae. Gene Ontology annotation, cellular component: cytoplasm. Gene Ontology annotation, molecular function: ATP binding; mevalonate kinase activity. The record is from RefSeq and is a predicted model, not a curated record. The transcript has 2 exons. Gene Ontology annotation, biological process: isoprenoid biosynthetic process.